This is a messenger RNA of Balaenoptera ricei (Rice's whale), 3078 nucleotides long. RefSeq names its product zinc finger BED-type containing 1 (gene ZBED1). Gene Ontology annotation, biological process: regulation of transcription by RNA polymerase II. Gene Ontology annotation, molecular function: protein dimerization activity; DNA binding. Gene Ontology annotation, cellular component: nucleus. Lineage: Eukaryota; Metazoa; Chordata; Mammalia; Artiodactyla; Balaenopteridae. Bases 124 to 2211 code for a protein of 695 amino acids. The transcript is spliced from 2 exons. The record is from RefSeq and is a predicted model, not a curated record.
CGGCCCUGCGGGUGUACGCGGUGGGAGCGGCGGUGGUCGUGGCGCAGCUGCUGCGCCGCCGCCUCCGGGGCUUCGCGGAGCCAGGUCGUCCCGAAUGAGCGGAGGCCCGGCCGGGGUGGCGCAAUGGAGGGCAAGAGCCUGGAGGGCGCGCAGGCCGAUCUCAAGCUGGUGGCGCAUCCGCGCGCCAAGAGCAAAGUGUGGCGCUACUUCGGCUUCGACACGAACGCCGAGGGCUGCAUCCUGCAGUGGAAGAAGAUCUACUGCCGCAUCUGCAUGGCCCAGAUCGCCUAUUCGGGCAACACCUCCAACCUGUCCUACCACCUGGAGAAGAACCACCCCGAUGAGUUCUGUGAGUUUGUGAAGAGCAACACGGAGCAGAUGCGCGAGGCCUUCGCCAGCGCCUUCUCCAAGCUCAAGCCCGAGGCCGCGCAGCAGGGCGCGCAGGAGCCGCUGGCCGCCAAGGCGGCGGCGCACGGCCACGAGGGCCGCAGGCAGCAGGAGCUGACGGCCGCCGUCAUGGGCCUCAUCUGCGAGGGGCUCUAUCCCGCGUCCAUCGUGGACGAGCCCACGUUCAAGGUGCUGCUGAAGACGGCCGAGCCGCGCUACGAGCUGCCCAGCCGCAAGUUCUUCUGCGGCAAGGCCAUCCCCGAGCGCUACGGCGCCGUGCGCGACGCGGUGCUCAAGGAGCUGGCGGAGGCCGCGUGGUGCGGCGUCUCCACCGACCUGUGGCGCAGCGAGAGCCAGAAUCGGACCUACGUGACGCUGGCCGCGCACUUCCUUGGCCGCGCUGCCCCCCACGGCCUCUUCCUGGGCUCCCGCUGCCUCAAGACCUUCGAGGUGCCGGAGGACAACGCGGCCGAGACCAUCACGCGCGUCCUGUACGAAGCCUUCAUCGAGUGGGGCGUCAGCUCCAAGGUGUUCAGCGCCACCACGGACCGUGGCAAGGACAUCGCCAAGGCCUGCUCGCUGCUGGACAUCGCGGUGCAGAUGCCCUGCCUGGGCCACACGUUCGACGCGGGCAUCCAGCAGGCCUUCCGGCUGCCCCAGCUGGGCGCGCUGCUGGGCCGCUGCCGCAAGCUGGUGGAGUAUUUCCAGCAGUCCGCCGUGGCCAUGUACCUGCUGUACGAGAAGCAGAAGCAGCAGGGCGCCGCCCCCUGCAUGCUGGUCAGCAACCGCGUGGCCUGGUGGGGCAGCACGCUGGCCAUGCUGCGGCGCCUCAAGGAGCAGCAGUUCGCCGUCGCGGGCGUCCUGCUGGAGGACAGCAAUAACCACCACCUCAUGCUCGAGGCCGCCGAGUGGGCCACCAUCGAGGGCCUGGUGGACCUGCUGCAGCCCUUCAGGCAGGUGGCCGAGAUGCUGUCCGCCUCCAAGCACCCCACCAUCAGCAUGGUGAAGCCCCUCCUGCACAUGCUCCUCAACAGCACGCUCAACAUCAAGGAGACGGACUCCAAGGAGAUCAGCAUGGCCAAGGAGGUGAUCGCCAAGGAGCUCUCCAGGACCUACCAGGAGGCGCCCGAGAUCGACAUGUUCCUCAACGUGGCCACCUUCCUGGACCCGCGCUACAAGAGGCUGCCCUUCCUGUCGGCCUUCGAGAGGCAGCAGGUGGAGAACAGGGUGGUGGAGGAGGCCAAGGGGCUGCUGGACAAGGUCAAGGACGGCGCCUACCGCGCCCCCGAGGACCCGGCGUACGCCGCGCCCGAGGAGCCGCCCGUGAAGAAGCCGGCGCCCUCCGCCACGCCGCCGCCGCCCGCCGCCGUCAUCAACGACAUGCUGGCCGAGAUCUUCUGCCCGACGGCGGGCGUGGAGGGCCAGGAGGAGUGGCUCGCGCAGGUCGUCGAGGAGCUGAGCAACUUCAAGUCGCAGAAGGUGCUGGGGCUCCACGAGGACCCGCUCAGGUGGUGGUCGGACCGCCUGGCGCUCUUCCCGCUGCUGCCGCGGGUGCUGCAGAAGUACUGGUCCGUGGCGGCCACGCGCGUCUGCCCCGAGCGCCUCUUCGGCUCCUCGGCCAACGUCGUCAGCGCCAAGCGGAACCGCCUGGCCCCCGCGCACGUGGACGAGCAGGUCUUCCUGUACGAGAACGCGCGCGGCGCCGAGGCGGAGCUGGAGGACGAGGAUGAGGGCGAGUGGGGCCUGGACCACGAGCAGGCGUUCCCCCUGGGCGACGCCGUCCACGCCGGCUACUUCGGCAUCAGGGACGGCGGCCUCGUGUAGCGGCGCGGGGGCGGGGUGGGGGGGGCGCAGGUGACCGCGCGCGGGCGCCCCGUCGGAUGCUUGGCUGUCAGUACUGACCCCGCAGGGCGGAGCGCUGCCCGGGACAGAGGAAAUGCGCCGAAGACAGAGAUGGACCCUUGGUGGGGCUUCGGGCGGCCCAGAGGACGGAGGUGGGGCUUCGGGCGGCCCAGAGAACAGAGAUGGGCUUUGGUUGCCCCAAAGGAGAAACAUGGGCUUUGGGUGGCCCAAAGGACAGAUAGGGGGCUUUGGGUGGCCCAGAGGAUGGAGGUGGGCUUUGGUUGCCCCAAAGGAGACAGAUGGGCUUUGGGUGGCCCAAAGGACAGGUAGGGGGCUUUGGGUGGCUCAGAGGACAGAGGUGGGCUUUGGGUGGCCCAAAGCUGGUGAAAACGAGCGUUUUCUCCGGAGGGGCCCCUUGCGUCCCAACGCAAGGGAAAGAAAUGACUUAUAAAAGCUCUAGAUGUCCGCUGAUAGGAUUGCAAAUGCUAAACUCCGGAACAGAAGCACGGCCGGCAGGGAUGUUUUGCCCCCUAGAUGAUUCCAUACCUGCAGCAUUCGUGUUGUCUGCGAGGGACGCUUUGGGGUAAAUCGGAGAAAGAUUGAAACCGACGGGCGGCUGAGGAUGAAACCCCCUGCGUGUCCUCCGCCGACACCGUCCGUGGAUGUUAGCCGUUGGUCGGUGAAGGAACCCGUUUACACUGUCAUUUACGUGGGAACCUUGCCUCUGAGUAGCCGAGGAGAGACACUUCGGCCGAUGCCCUGUUUUCAACAGACACCAGUUUUAUGUUUGGUGGCAAAUGUUAACAGUGAGCCUGCAAUGCAACCGCUUAUAAAAAAAAGCAGAAAAGA